AUGAACAGUGAACAUGACAAACUAAACUCGACGAUAACAAUAAUAGACACGGAUAAAGAAACAAACAUGGACCUGGACGAGGAGAUGACAAACCUGGAAAGGAAGGAUACUCUAAAUCAGGAGCAGAGUCAGGCGGGAUACUCUCCAGGAUACGCGCUUCAAGUAUACGGUACGGAGAUUCCACCGAAAGAGACAAGAACAAAGGAACAUAGAGAGGGUUCAAGUCAACCCUCCACUUCCUUUUUCAAGAAGCCAGGCCCGAGGUCAUACAAGGGAAGGAUGGAUCGGAUGAGCGUAGACUCGUCGGCCAUCGACACGGAAACAUACGAGAUUAGCUCCUCGGACAGCGAAGUGUCGGAUUACGUGAGGACAAGGGGAAGAAGGGUGACAAUAGAGGAAGACUCGGACGCUUCUCCCCCUGAGAAAAUCAAUAUUAGUAGUAAGGGUCCACAAAGAACAAUAGGCAACAGAAAGAGAGAAAGGAUAGCCUCGGACGCUGAAUCUGAUGGGAAGAGGAGCUACAGGACCACCGGAGACUAUGUCGGUAGAAAAGAGGCAAUUCUUCGAUACAAUAAGGCCAAGGAUGAGGCCUUACAGUUGGACAGAGAGAAAAUCAUCCGGGAAUACAGUGAGGCAGAACUGUUUAAAAAAGCAAAGGUAAACAUGGUAAAAGUAAAGGAACAAUUGGGGGAAAACUCAAUUGAAGAAUUAAUAUCUAAAGCUAGUGAAAACUGUACGGAAGUUCUAAGAAUUGCGAGAACAUCAAGCAAUCUAAAGGGAACGUUCCAAAAGAGUUUGAAAAUAGCAGCAGCCACAUCACUGGGGAUCGCAGAGAUACUAAAGGAUAAAGCAACAUUAUCGAAGGAAGAGGCAAAAGCACAAGAAAUAAAAUCUCUCAAUCGAGAGAUUUCCAGGAUGAAAGCAAGGAUGGAUGAAGAGAUUGAGAAAGAGAGAAGGAAGGCCAUGCAGGCAGUAGGAGAAGCUGAGGCCUACAGGUCCGAGCUACAGACCCUUAAGAAGGAGAGACAGGAGAAAAGAAGAGAUAUGACUCCUAGUCUUAAGGAUAAAGAAAAGGAAAAGGAGUAUAACAAAGGGAAGUCAACAUCUAGGUCCCCUUCGGAAAACGCGAAGAAAUCUAGCUCCAGAAGAACUCCAUCUGGAAAUAUAAAGGCCAGAGAAAAUCUGAUUACUUCCGAAUCAGAUCGCAUGGAGGUUGAUGAAAAAUCUCCAAAGACCAAGAAAGUCACUCUAGAAGACCCAAAGAUGUGGCCGGAAGUUAAGAGACCUACUCUAUGUGGUAAACGAAAGAUUAUAGAGGAAGACCCGACAUCACAAAGGGCAAUUUAUGAGGCCCAUAAAAAAUAUAUAUCAGAGUCACACAAAGGAAACGAAGAAAAAAGACAAUCACAUAAGGAAGGAAAAGAGGAAGGAUAUAAAAACCGAAAGAACAUCGCGAGCAUGGAUUCUACCGAGUUGGCCAUUAUGAUUAGGGAUAUAGUGGCAAAAGAACUUGAUAGAUACAAUAGUAAAAAACCGAGAAUCACAGGGAUUCAAACUUUCAAGGAACCCCUGAUUACGGUUAAUGAAGCAGGAAAGGUUGUAAGUAUCAACAAACAAGAAAGGGAAGAACAUAAAAGCAGCAAAAGCACCCCAAGGGAAACGCCGAGGAAAAACGCUGAAAAAGACAGAAAGAAAACUAUAACGACGGAAGAGGAAACUGAUAGGGAAAGUAAAGCUCAUGGAGUAAAGUGA
Molecule: messenger RNA, 1752 nt
Organism: Trachymyrmex cornetzi
Lineage: Eukaryota; Metazoa; Arthropoda; Insecta; Hymenoptera; Formicidae
Product: glutamic acid-rich protein-like
Exons: 1
Coding region: 1-1752 (583 amino acids)
Source: RefSeq, a predicted model, not a curated record